AUGGCGGAAGUACAACCGGAGCAAAUUGCUGGUCAAUUUCGUGACCAGGCGUUCCGAUUCAACCAAAUGCCUGCAAGCUCCUCGAAAGAGGCGCAAGAGGGUGAUCCCAAAGCCCCGUUACCCAAGGGCGUGGUGCUCGACAAAGAUGGCAAGCCAUGCCGAACCUGUACCUCCGCCGCUUCAUGGCGCGCCCUCGCCAAGCAAGCCAAGUCGCAACCCUCCGCCUCGCCGUCGUCCUCAUCCUCAACCUCCAAUUCCAGCACAGCAACGAUUGCCACGCCGGCCCUCGCAUCGAUAGCAACCUCUUCCCCCAGUGAGACUGCCUCGGACUGCCCUCCGGACGUCGAGGCUCUCGGCCGCUCGACGUGGACCUUGCUUCACUCGAUGGCGGCCACAUACCCCGAAAAGGCGGACACCCAACAGCAAAAGGACAUGCAGGGAUUUUUGAAACUUUUCUCGAAGUUGUAUCCGUGCUGGGUAUGCGCGGAUGAUUUCCAGACGUGGAUGGCGCAUCCGAGUGGGCAGAAUCAGCCCAAGCUCGGCGGCCGGAAGGAGUUUGGGUGGUGGAUGUGCGAGGCGCACAACGAGGUGAACCGAAAGCUUGGGAAGAAGGAGUUCGACUGUCGCCUUUGGGAGCAGAGGUGGCGUACUGGGUGGAAGGACGGCCGUUGUGAAUGA
This is a messenger RNA of Penicillium macrosclerotiorum, 678 nucleotides long. RefSeq names its product flavin-linked sulfhydryl oxidase. Gene Ontology annotation, molecular function: flavin-dependent sulfhydryl oxidase activity; flavin adenine dinucleotide binding. Bases 1 to 678 code for a protein of 225 amino acids. The transcript is spliced from 2 exons. The record is from RefSeq and is a predicted model, not a curated record. Gene Ontology annotation, cellular component: mitochondrion. Lineage: Eukaryota; Fungi; Ascomycota; Eurotiomycetes; Eurotiales; Aspergillaceae.